Vitrella brassicaformis is the source of this 1102-nucleotide messenger RNA. NCBI's taxonomy places the organism in Eukaryota, Vitrellaceae. The record is from the annotation of a GenBank genome assembly.
CGACCUUCUCGUGUGUCCCUCCAUCCCUCUCACGCACACCAUCAUACACACACAGACACCCGCACGCAGUAACUAAGUCACUCGCCGGUGAAACACCAAGGACAGCGCCCCCAGUAUCACCAGCAGCAAAUAGGUGAACAUUACCUCAGACCACACGACGCUGAACGCAGCCAGCAGCUUCCUGCCCUCCUCCCUGCCCACACUGCUGGUCUGCCAACGGGCCAGCAGUAUCACGCCGGCCAGCUGCGACUCGCGGAUGAAUACCGUGCUCAGAAUCAGGAAGCCGAGACCGAGAAACACGAGCCAAGUCGCUAAGUUCCAGCCCAGUGGAAGAAUCCACACCAAAUAGUGAGCCCAAGCGACGACAGAUACAGCACAGAUCAGGUGAGCCAACGCAGCGCGGCGUCUGGCGUCGUUCGAGAGAGGUGAGACCACCCCAAAGGCAGCAGAAAGGCGUGUGAGGAAUGCCACAGAGGCUGGGAAGAAGAGGCAGAAGGUCAGGCAGAGCCAAGCCCAGAUGGACAGAGGGAUGAGGCCAGUGAGGAAGAGGAAAGGGAUCAGGAACCACACGUUAUGCAGCAACACCGACACGUAGAAACCGAUGCUACGGAACUGCAUAAACGAAAGCAAAGACACAGAGAGGAAGGAGUCCGAUUGGCACCCACCACCCCGUGUGCUCCUCUUCACCCGAUCUCACCAUCUCGAUCUCGGGUGGCGCCUCGCGUGCCAGUGCGGCUCGUGUGGCCAUGCGCAGUGGUCGUGCCGCAACCUCGCGAGGUCGUCGUUCCGCCGUAGGCUGAGAAGCCGGCAAAUCUGGCAGCUCCACGGCGGACGCCAUGGUGGAAGCACCAGGUGAGGCAUCGAAUGGUCGCGACGAAACCGAAACAGGAGAGAUCUCGCCCAGCUCGAGGUCCAAUCCCACGGGCUUCACGGUCGCAUCCUCAGACAGAUCACCAGGUAGAUCUCCGAUGGGAGUCGAAGGAUUGCCAAGCACGCGAACAGCCAUGAUUGUCCAGACCUCCGAAAGGGAAGCGCACACGGAAGGUUGGUUUCGUCUAUCUGCCGCUCCUCGCUCCGGGGGGUUCACGCCUCUGGCCUUAGA